CACGAGGUAGAGGAUCGAAUUCCUCCAAAUAUUCUCCAAAUCGAGAGCUAUUGAUAUAAUCUAUAUAUGCUUUUUUUAAUUGUUCGAACUCACUGUCAUCCCUUCUUGGGUCAACUUCAUAUACACUUUCUUCCCUUAAGAAGGAAGGAGGACCUUGAAGUAUGGUAGCUGGAGCAUUCGAAGGAUCAAGUUUUCUAAUUUUUAUUGGAGUUGAUGAUGCUGGAAUAUCAACUUUCGACCAAUUAACAACCUCUGGUUUUAAUUCCUUUUUGAUCUCUUCACCCAACUCAGAUUUCAAGUGAAGAAGCGAUUUUGUAAUUGGUUGAUAAGCUUGUUGCAAUAGAAGAUUCUGUCCUACCAUCGAUUCCUUUAACAUUUGCAGUUUCCUCUUUACUGCUUUCCUAACUUUGAUUAGUUCUUUCUUUGCUUUCACAUCCAUGCUGUUGUUAUGGUUGUCUUUUAACAAGUGGUUUCAUUUAUAUUACCUACAGUAAUAUAUAUUUAUCGAAUCCUAUGCGAUAUCUCCCGUCAUUUAUACCACAAUCCUUGUUAAUAACUACAAAUCCAAAUUUUUCUUUCCAACAUUCUCCACAUAUACUUUUAAAUUGGUCAAAAGUCAUAUCUGCAGUAACAUGGUCGGAAAAAACGUGUUUCAGAUUUAAUUCGUCUUGUUUAAACAGUAUUAUUAAAUUAGCAUUAUCUCUGAUUAAAUGUUUAGGGAUCUGAGCAUAUGUUUGAUUUAAAUAAAAAGUAUCGAUUGAGUUAUGCCUUCCCAUACUAAAAUAUUCUCUUAUCUUACUCUGAUUGUCAUUCGCAACAUCAUCAAAGAUGAAUACAGAAUUAGGUUUCGCCUGUGAUGGACCUAUUACUUCAUCAGAAUUUCUAAAGGGAAAAUAACCAAUUCCAGCAAUUGGUUGUAAUAAUUCAUUUAAAUAUUUAUAUUUUGGUUGAUAUAGCGACUUUGAAUAAACAUAAACGUUUUCAAACCGUAAACCGUUUGGUUGCUCCAAAAGUCCUAUAAUCACAUUUGUUUUUCCACAGUUUGAAGGUCCAGCGACGAUGCAUCUUAUUGUUGAUGGUAAUAAAGGCCCAUGACGAUUUAUUUUCGCAGCAAUGUUGAAGUCGCGAUUGGUUAUCGGUAGAGCAGAUGGAUGUUGUACUAUCCGCAUGUUUCUUCAUUAUUAAACGAUUUUGCUGUGUUAACGGAUAUAUAAAUUUAGAGUUAACGUUGCUUAUAUAGUCAGUUGGUUCGCAAUAGUGAAAGCACUCACACCAAACCUAAUACAUGAAACGCGGCGUUCUGAAUAGUAUUAUAGAUAAGUUACCCAUUGAAAUACACCUCCCAGGUUAUAAUUUUUGUGGUCCAGGGACACGAUUAAACAAACGAUUAGCGAGAGGUGAUAUCGGUAUAAAUCCUCUCGACGAAUAUUGUAAAUUGCACGAUAUUGUAUACGCAAUUUCACCAGACAUUUCACAACGUCGAAUAGCGGACAAGGUUUUAGCGCAUCAAUCUUUACGAAGACUAAAGUCAUCAGACGCAUCUAUAGGUGAACGCUUUGCAGCUCUCGCAAUUGCUUCGGCUAUGAAGACUAAGGAGAAACUUGGAAUGGGGCACAAACGACGACGACUACUUCUACCGUUUCGCAAAUUAGUAACAACUGCGAAACUUGUUCUUAAGAAAAAUAAGCCCUUACAGUUAUUAGAGGCUGCUAAAAUUGCACUGAAUCAAAUUCGAAAACUUGGAAAACGAUCUAAAUUUCCUAGAAUCAUUCCCAUUCCAAAGACAGGUGGUUUUUUACCGUUAAUUCCGAUUUUUGCGGGACUAUCGGCACUUGGAGCUCUUUCUGGUGGUGCUGCUGGAAUUGCUAAAGCUGUACAAGAUGCUAAAUCAGCGCAGCAACAACUAGAAGAAGCUAAACGUCAUAACACUUCAAUGGAAGCCAUUGCUCUUGGGAAAAAUAUUUCCAUACAACCUUCCCGUAAAGGUUUCGGUUUAUACCUUAAACCGUUUCAACAAAAAAAAACACAAAUUUUUUCCUGAAAUUACCUAAUCAUCCUCUAACAGAUUCAGAUUUACACAAUUACAUUCGCUAUUUACAAAUUCCACAUUUUCGUGGAAUCUUCAUGCGUAACGAAUUACCAAGAAAAGUUAAAAGAUAUGAAAGUGGAAUUGUUAAUUUAGAUACCGGAACUGGUACACAUUGGACAGCGUAUGUAAAACGAAACAGCAAAGCUAUUUACUUUGACAGUUUUGGUAAUCUCCGUCCGCCUAAAGAAUUGGUUCAAUAUUUACAAUCUGCUGGACCUUGCGAUAUCACUUAUAACUACAAUCGUGUUCAGAACCCCACCGAUUUUAACUGUGGUCAUUUAGUUCUCCAAUUCCUGCAGAAGAUUACGUAAAUCCUUUUUUAAUACAAACCAUCAAAAUUUCUUCUCUGUAUUAAACAGAACGUUAAACCGAAAACAUGUCUUACACAUUCGCCUUGACUGCUACAACGUCGGAGCUACAAAUGAUAAUAAGUCCACCGAUUGUUUUAAGCGAUGAUGAUGAAUAUCAAAUAGCAUUAUUGAAUUUUGAAGCCUACAACAGCAUUCCCAAUAUUGAUGAAAAUAACAACAAAUUUUAUUUUGAAGAUUCUAAGAAACCAGUCGUAGUUCUUCCGGAAGGAUCAUAUGAAAUUGAUGAUAUUAAUAAUUUUCUUCAGGAGAAAUUGGGAGAUACUAAUGAUAGCAUUCACUUGUCUGGAGACAAUACUACAUUAAAAAGUCGUAUAAAGAGUACCAAAAAUGUUGACUUUACUCCAACAGAUUCUCCGGCGAAGAUAUUGGGUUUUGAAAAUAAACUUCUAUCAUCGCUUCAAGAGGAGUCCGAUCAUGUAGCUGACAUUUUCAAGGUAAACGCAAUUUCAGUAACAUGUAACCUUGUAUCUAACUCCUAUAUACAUACUAAUGAUGCUACUAAAGGACAAGAUGGACAUAUAUUACAUCAAUUCUUUCCCAAUGUACCUCCCGGAUUUAAAAUUGUAGAGAAUCCCACAAGUCUUAUAUAUUUAUCUAUCAACACACGUGUCAUCGAUUACAUUUCCCUUAAAAUAGUUGAUCAAGACGGUAAUCUUGUUAAUUUCCGUGGAGAGCGUGUUACAGUAAGACUUCACUUACGAAAACUAUAACAUGGUUGCGCGAUACAACUGUGUCCAACGUUAUUCCAACAAAAAUACUACUAUAAAACGAUCACCACACUCUGAGACGUUUAUUUCGCUUACACCCGUUCAGCGAUUAACACCGUCUAAUAAACAGUUCCUUAAAUCUUUGGGGUUGCGAUUGAAAAAGGUGAAAAGUUAAAAUGGUUGCAGAAAUACUAAAUGUCACCGAGAAAGCAGUCUUCGACAACGCUAUUAUUAACGCUGAUAAACAUACUCAUCAACCCUAUGCUAAUUCAACUUUUAAAAAUAAUGAUACCAUACGCAUUCCAAUAGAAAAUGAAGAUGUUUACACCUUACCUUGCGGUAGUUUCCUAUACAUAGAAGGACGUUUACUGAAAAAGGAUGGAACUGUACCAACUAAUACUACUUUUAUCAAUAACGGAAUUCUAUACCUAUUUGAUGAAAUUCGAUAUGAAUUGGGAGGAAAAGUUAUUGAUCGAGUCCGAAAUCCUGGUAUGACUACAACAAUGAAAGGCUAUGCGUCUUACAAUGAAAAUGAAAGUAAACGUCUCAUUAAUAGUGGAUGGUUGCCUCCUGCUUUAGGUGCUGUAAAAGGAGUUGCCCUUCAUACCAGAAAUCUGAUUGAUACAAACGGUUACUUCAACGUUUGUAUUCCUCUUCGUAUGAUUUUAGGGUUUGGAGAAGACUUUCGAAAAAUAAUACUCAACAUACGACAAGAAUUAGUUCUAGUUCGCAGCAGUACUGACAAUAAUGCCCUCUUUUGCUCAGCAACACCGGCUGAAGAAGUUGAUGUCCAUUUGGAUCAGAUAUGUUGGAAAAUUCCUCAUGUAUCUGUUGCUGACGCUGAACGUUUGAAAUUAUUACGUUACGUUGAUCGCAAUUUAAAUAUGGAACUUUCUUUUCGUAGUUGGGAACUACAUGAAUAUCCCUUACUUAACCAAUCAUAUUCUCACAACUGGACUGUGAAAACUACAUCACAGUUGGAAAAACCUCGCUUCAUUAUUUUCGGUUUUCAAACCGAUAAAGGUAAUGAUAUUACAAAAAAUAAGAGUGUUUUCGAUCACUGCGACCUAACAAAUUUUAAAGUUCACUUAGGAUCCACUAUGUACCCGUAUGAUAAUUUGAAUUUAGAUUUUGAUCUUUCCAGAUUUGCUGUUUUGUACGAAAUGUAUGUUAAUUUUCAACAAUCGUAUUAUGGUAAUGUAAGUGAACCCUUAUUCGAUCCUAAGGAAUUUCGAACAAUUGCUCCUCUUGUAAUAGUAGACUGCUCUUAUCAAAAUGAAAUUGUGAAAUCUGGAAGUAUCGAUAUUCGUUUAGAAAUUCAAACUAAACGCAAUAUACCAGAUAAAACAGCAGCUUACUGUUUAAUCAUUCAUGAUCGUGUGAUACGUUACAAUCCCUCUACAAACUUGGUUCAAGAAGUAUAAAACCCAAUGACUACAUCCAUACUUCACUUUCUUUACCGGUACUGAACAGUGAGCACGAUGACUUUCAUACUAGAUGUACAAGGUUUUCAAUGUUGUGAGAAUCGAUUUGUUUUCAAGGAAGUAGCUAUUGUUGCGCUAAAAGAAGAACCAAUUUAUCAUUUCACAUUUCAGCCACCAUUUCCCUGGGACGCCCUCCCAGUUCGUUACAGAAGUCAAAAUCGUUGGUUAACCAGAAAUUUUCAUGGGUUAUAUUGGGAUGACGGUGAUCUUCCAUACUCUACGAUUUAUGAUAGUAUUCAUCCUAUAUUGAUGGAGUCAACAAUUGUAUAUGUUAAGGGAUUACAAAAGAAAAUGUGGUUAUUGGAAUACUUUCCUAAUGUUAACUUUGUUAACAUUGAAGACAUCGAAUGUCCAUCUCUCUUAAGUCUAGCAGCUGAUUUUAAAGUAAACGUGUGUUCUUAUCAUAUAUUUAAAACAGCUAUAGAACCAACUUGUGCUUACAAAAAUGUUCUUUUAUUAAAAUAUUGGUUGUCUUUACACUCAUAAAAUCA
Agrilus planipennis (emerald ash borer) is the source of this 5142-nucleotide messenger RNA. RefSeq lists its product as uncharacterized. Bases 3344 to 4591 code for a protein of 415 amino acids. The transcript has 2 exons. The record is from RefSeq and is a predicted model, not a curated record. Lineage: Eukaryota; Metazoa; Arthropoda; Insecta; Coleoptera; Buprestidae.